UCCGCAUCCAAGUUGCGAUCGGAUUCAUUCGCAUUCGCCAGUGAUCAACUCCGCUGCUGCAGAUCCACAGCCAGAUAAUGCUGCACUUAGUAUCGGUUGUUAUUAUAGCCCUGGGUCUGGGCUGUGCUGCAGGCCAGGAUUUGCGGCGUGUGGACGACACGGAGUUGAUUCAACUCCUGACCGGCAGCAGCAAUGUGGUUGUCCUAUUCAACAAAAACAAUUGCCAGCGCUGCGUGGAAUAUGAGAACAUGGUGACCAAGAUACGUGACCAGCUGGAGGAGACCUUGUCGGCCAUUGUGGUCCAGUCGGUAGACAGCAACCUGGUGUCCAUCUACGACCCCAGCAAGGAGCCCGCUCUGGUGUUCUUUAGGCGAGGAAUACCCAUUCUCUACCACGGCGAGAUCAACGAUGACGAAAUCCUAGACUUCUUCAAUGACAACUUGGAGCCAGCGGUCAAAGAGCUUUCUGACGACAACUUCGAGCACCUGACUCAAGCCUCGUCGGGUGCCACUACCGGGGACUGGUUUAUCUUCUUCUCUUCGGCCGAGUGUACCGUCUGUCAGCGACUCUAUGCCGUCUGGGAAUCCGUGGGCGGAAAGCUGAAGCGAAAGCUGAAUAUUGCCCGCAUGAACAGCUUAGAGUCUGGAAUUUCAACUGCUAAGCGCCUGGGAGUAUUGGAAGCACCGGCAUUUAUUUUCUUGAGGCAAGGAAAGAUGUACAAAUACUCGGCCAAGCAAUACAGUCCCGAGGCCUUUGUCCAGUUUGCAGAGAAGGGAUAUACCCAGAGCCAUCCUCAACCAGUGCCCGCAAUUCCCAGUGCCGUAAACGAAUUUUUGGGACCACUGCAGAGUUAUUUUGCAGCUGAAAACAUAACAUCGCUGGCGACUUUGGGUAUUUUCGCAUUGGUUGCUCUCUUAUUUGUUGGCAAAAAGGUGGCCAAAAUAUUCAGUUCAGAGCCGGCGAAAAAGAAAAAUAAGUCGAAAUAAAACUAAUAUUAACACGAAAUGAAA
Messenger RNA from Drosophila mauritiana, 1010 nucleotides. RefSeq names its product thioredoxin domain-containing protein. The coding region runs from base 78 to 986 and encodes 302 amino acids. The record is from RefSeq and is a predicted model, not a curated record. Lineage: Eukaryota; Metazoa; Arthropoda; Insecta; Diptera; Drosophilidae. The transcript is spliced from 5 exons.